This is a messenger RNA of Letharia lupina, 1023 nucleotides long. RefSeq lists its product as uncharacterized. NCBI's taxonomy places the organism in Eukaryota, Fungi, Ascomycota, Lecanoromycetes, Lecanorales, Parmeliaceae. The record is from RefSeq and is a predicted model, not a curated record. Bases 1 to 1023 code for a protein of 340 amino acids. The transcript has a single exon.
AUGGUAGCUCGUCACACUUCAAACCCCAUCAGAGCAGAUAGUUUGGAUGCUGAAAUGACCGGUGACCACGCCGUGACAGGGCCGGUAAAGGCCAUGAUCUUCAAAGGAGAGCUUUUUGUCAUUGAAGAUAAAGGGAUGACGGAUUACUACGGCACUCGACUUUUCGCUACUCUAGACGCCAUACAUCGUGCCUUGGUGUCCUUCCCCGACCGGGCACAGCUGCCGAGCUGCGAAUUCAUCAUCUCCUGGGGAGAUAAGCCUGCGCGUGGCGCUCCAGUCUGGGGAUAUACAAAGAACGACACGCCGGAGUACUACGACACAUGGCUGAUGCCGGAUUUUGGGUUUUUCAGUUGGCCGGAACCGAAGACAGGCGCGUACACUGAGAUUCGGCGUGCCAUCAGGAGAGUGGAGAAAGAAACGCCUUUUGAGAAGAAGGUACCAAAGCUUGUCUGGCGGGGGGCACCCCUGAUUGAAGAUCGAGUGAAAUUUUUGGAUUACACGCAGCAAAAGGCCUGGGCCGAUGUCCGGGUCAUCAACUGGGAAGAUGGAAAUGAUCUCGAAAAGAAUUAUUUGACGCUGGCGGAACACUGCCGCUACAUGUUCAUCGCCCAUGUUUCGGGCCUCAGUUGGAGUGGCCAAGGCAAAUACACCCGCAACUGUCAUUCAGUCCUUAUAUCUCAUGAACUAGAGUGGCGCGAGAUCUACGACUCUGCACUAGUUUACUCCGGUCCUGAACAGAAUGCUGUUAGGGUUGCAGAUGAUUGGUCUGACCUCGAUGCAACCAUGGAAACCUUUCUUGCAAACACCACAGCGGCAAAGACCAUUGCUGACAAUGCCAAGGACUCGCUGCACGAUAGGUACCUGACGCCCGCAGCUGAAGCUUGCUAUUGGAGGAGACUCAUCCAGGGCUACGCCUCAGUUAGUUUCGACCCGGAGCUUUACGAAGCCGACGAACAGACCCUGCGAGGGGUGCCCUAUGAGUCAUUCACACUGCUUCGGAAAGUUCACUGGGACGCGUAUUGA